This is a messenger RNA of Adineta steineri, 761 nucleotides long. The record is from the annotation of a GenBank genome assembly. NCBI's taxonomy places the organism in Eukaryota, Metazoa, Rotifera, Eurotatoria, Adinetida, Adinetidae.
AUGUUCACUAACAAUUAUUCAUUAUCGACCGAAUCGAUAAUAUGGAACAAUACGAUUUCAGAAAGUACUGUACUUUUUCAUCAUCCAAUUUUGUAUGGUUUAGCUAUCUAUGCAUUAUUUCUUAUCAUCAUUGGAACCAUAGGAAAUAUUUUAACGAUAAUUAUUCUUCUCCGACCGAAUUUAAGACAAUAUACAACCAUGAGAUAUUUAAUAGCUGUAGCUAUUGCUGAUCUUAGUUCAUUAUAUUCAUGGAAUUUAAAUUUAUUUUAUAAACAUCUAAUUAAUCCAUAUCAAAAUGAUCUAGAAGAUUCAUCUAUUCUAUUAUGUCGUUUUAUAUCUUUUAUGGCAUUUGUUAGUUUACAACUUUCAUCAUGGUAUCUAACAUUAGUUAGUCUCGAUCGAUGUCUUAAUAUACAUUUUUUAUUUUGGCAUCGAAAAAUAGGUCGAGCUAAUUAUGUUAUUUAUAUUAUUCUCAUUGUAACGAUAAUCAUAGUUCUUAUUAAUAGUCAUUUACUUUUCUUAAAUGGAUAUCAACAAUCAAAUUGUAUACCAUUUGAAAAACGAACUUGUAUUAUAUGUUAUUCACAUCCAAAUGAUCCGUAUUAUAUAUUUCCUAAAUGGGAAAAAAUUCAUGUUAUUAUUUAUAAUUUAAUACCAUUUUCAAUUAUGUUAAUAUCAAAUUGUUUUAUAAUACGUCGAUCGAUACCAUCAACGAUGAUACGAACAGUAUCGAUUGAUACUAAAAAGAGAUUAAGUCAAAA